Molecule: messenger RNA, 3236 nt
Organism: Myzus persicae (green peach aphid)
Lineage: Eukaryota; Metazoa; Arthropoda; Insecta; Hemiptera; Aphididae
Exons: 2
Coding region: 1769-3013 (414 amino acids)
Source: RefSeq, a predicted model, not a curated record
UACUGUCGUCGUUGCAACCGCCGACGACCACUACCACCACCGCUCAACACCAGGCCAAGUACGACGACUCAGCCAACACGGAACUCCUCAAGCAGGUAAUUACAAAAUUCGUUUUUUUUUUCUUUUUCACUUUCCACCCCGCCCGGGUUUAUCGAGUAUUACAACCGUCACCUCCAGCUCCACCUCCACCACCACCUCCCUCGACUAGCACACGAUAGAAACAUCACUUUACGUUUUCGAAUUCAAGCCGCUAUACUCGAGUUUGAAGGACUUAAUCAAUCACAAGUUUAAUUUAAAACGACAAAAUCAUCGAUUUUCCAGCAAAAAAUUUGCUCGAAUCGUUCUAAGUUUGAUCUAGUGUUUUUUUAUAAUUAUUGUUAUUUCCAUCCAGUUUUCGUCAAAUUAAAUGUAUUCAUAUUGAAAUGUACGUUAAGCGUUUAGGGCAGUGGUGUGAUAUCGUUUCAAAUGGAUUCUAAAAUGGUAUCAUUACAUUUAUUUUACAUUAAAUAUAUUACCUCCUCCUAAAAUGUUAUUCUAGUUCUGCCUAUUUUAUGUAACUUAAGAAUAAUUUAUUAGAUGUUGAUUUUUAAUAUAGAUAAUGAUAUAUUGUUAUCCCUCUUGAAGUCAAAUUUAGGACCCAAGGAUAAUUAUGUAUUUUUAAUUUUUUUUCUGUCCUCUGUCACACCACUGUGCUUGUGUUCAGCGACAUGUUUUUAAAAUCUUCCAUCACACAAGUUUUUUCACCAUUAUAAUGCAAUUCUCUACCACGUGAUUUGGUUCAUGAACAAUAUUUGAAUAUAUACUUCGUGGAUGAUCCAUUUUACGUAAGACACUCGUUAUUUUAGAAACUACUAACGUUUUCAAAAAAACUUAUUUCAAUAACUUUAAGUUGUUCUUAAAAUAUUCUGCUUAAGAAUAAAUUAAAAAUAUGUUUCUAAAAUAAUGAGUAUCUUACGUUAAAUGGAUCAGUCCACAUAUAAAUUAUAUAAAUACACCCCUACCCUAUCUCUAAGAUAAACGGUCGUGUCAACGAUAACACACCUAUAGGACUCAGUAAAAAUUCCAAAAAUAUACUCACAUUCGGGAACAAUAAUUAUUAUGAAAAUAUAUAUCGCUUACGGUUUCGUCACAAAUGCCCAUAACCACGACAAUAACCGUUUAUGAAUUCAAAUGAUCAGAGUGAACUAUAUUUUAUUAUAUAUAUAAAGUUUAUAUUAUAAUAUACACCGAUUAUUAAAGCAGUAAACACUAUUAUGGAUUCAACGAAUAUUGACGAUAAUUUUUGUUUUUUACAUCCAUAUUUUUUUUUUUUUAACUUCCUUCGGCACUACCUUUUUUUUUUAGCAAAAUAGACCUAUAUGCAUCAAGGUUGUACUCAAUUGAUUUUUAUUCCAAUAUUAAAUAUGAAGAAAUACUUGAAUUUAUUACUAAAUUUAACCCUAAGGUCAAUAUUUAUAAAAUGUUGAACCUGUAUUUUUUUUCCUUUGAAAUUUAUAAAAAUACGAGAUUUUUUCUAAGUUUUGAGUGAAAUUUAUUCAUUAAUUGAUUGAAACUAUGGCUUGAAGGGAUCCUAAGUUGAUUUUAAUACUCGUUCAAAACAAAUGCUUAUCCCGUUCGCUGUUGAAGGAAUCAAAAUAGACUUCAUAAUAUAUUUAAAUAUGUUUUCAAAAUUAUUAGCUGAGUAGGUAAUACACAAGUCAGUAAAUGUCAGAACGCGAUUGGGGUUAUUUUUCUCCGAAAAAAAGGUACCUAGUGUGGAAUCCCCCGAAUGGUGUAUUCGAUAUUUUUUAUUAUUACUAACACAUUCAAAUACGUGAGUCUUUUAAAAAUAAAACGCCUAAAAUAUAAUACUCCAGUGUUCGGUGUUGAGACGAUCGUUUGUAAAAAUGUUGUACUGAAAUUUUGGAAUAUAAAAUUAUAUAAUAUUAUACCUAUUGUUAUUAUAUUCGCGCGGCGAUCUCGUCGACGUGCCAUUUGUUAUUACAUACCGUCGUUUGUGUGUGCGCGCGCCCGCGUAUAUAUUGCGCAACAGGUGUUGAUGAAGAAAUGUCUGCACCGGUACACGAUGACGUGCCUGAAACUGGACCUGGUACGGCUGAUCGACCGGCUGGGCACGGCCCGCGCCUAUCAGCUGGUUCCCGGCGUGUCGCUUGUCCGGGCCUCGGACGGGAAUCAGUCGACGACCUCCGGCGGCGGUGGCGGCGGUGGUGGCGGUCACCAUCAUCAGCAGAAUCAGCAGAACCAGCACCAUCAACAGCAUCACCAUCACGGCGGCAUUCCUCCUGACGUUGUCAGGUCGCUGGUCCGGGGCAACGAUUCGGCCGAUGAGCUGGACGGGUAUCUGAUGGAAAAGGUCGACGCGUACCUGAACAGCCUGUCCAUCAGCGUCAAGCUUGUCGACUCGGCGGUGGUGGAGAAGGUGCGCAAUCUCAGCAGCCAAAUGCUCGUCAACAUACUGCCCACCGGAUUGCUAGAAACUGGGCGGGGCAAGAAGGACGGUAUGAAAGCUGCCCUGUGGUCGGCCGGUACACUGGCGGCAAUCGCAUUCGCGUCGCUGGCCGCAAUGUCGGGCAAGGCGUUGAUGACUGCCAUGUUGGCGCUCGUCCUCGCGGCCGUGUGCGCCCUCAAAGGCCACGGAGGCGGCGGUGGAGGCGGCGGAGGAGGCGGCUACGGAAAGACGUCGCACUACGAGAUCAUCACCAAGCCGGCCAUCUACGACCACGAACACCUGGUGCACGGAGCGUCGUACUCGUCUGCGCCGUACAGUUACGCUCGGCACCUCACCAUGGACGAGAACGGCGGAACGCAUCACCCGGUCGGACGCGGCCCGCUGCAACCUCAGCGCGUCAGCGUCGUGCACGCGGCGCCGGCCGCUCCGGCCAACGCCCAGUCGGGUGACGCUUCCGGGCCGGGUCAACAGGCCGGUGACGAUGACGCGGACGACGAGGCUAGCGUCGGCCGUCUGUCGUACCCGCUGGCGCCGAUAGCUUACAUACCCACCAACAACGCCUGAUGACACUCGGCAUUUCGAUGUUGUUAUUUACUCGUCCACUUCAUUCAGUCCACCUCAAUGCUAUUAUUAUUAAUAUGUAUUUAAUUAUUUAUUUAUUUAUUUAUUAUAUUUAUCCAAUUUAAUUUAAUUUCGUUUCAGCGUUUGGUGUUACAAUAUUAUAUUAUUUUAUUGCUAUGAAAAUGAUGUGAUUCGUUCAGUAAUAAACACCAUCGUAUACUCGUAA